AUGGCUGAUAUUCACAAAAUUGCUAACAUCAAUCCUACAAUCUACAAUUUGUGUGUACGUAUACGAGUGAUAUGGUAUCGAAUAAAGCUUGGUGUCAUUGAUGAUUCUGACUGUGCAUGUUAUGUAGUAUUUAACAAUGAGACAAAACAAGUUUUGGAAGAGAGCUGUGUAGAGAUACUUGAUCCACUCCUAUUGAAAGAAGAUCUAUCAGAUACACCUACACUUUUACUCAACCUAAUUGAUAAGAUCUUUCUCUUCAUCAUUGAAGUUCAAAUAUAUGAUAUUUCAUAUUUUUCACCUUUUUAUAAAGUUAAGAAGAUGACUAAUAAUGUGGAUCUCAUAAAUAAAUUCAAAGAGACUCACCCUAUUCAAAUUGAUGUUGACUACACCGGUGCUUUGUUUCUAAUUUCAAAGACAUCCUCAAUCAUUGAAGGGGAGAAAGUAGAAGAUUACAGGUAUUUUCAGAGUAGAGCAAUUCUUGCACCCACACUUAAGAGUGUCGAGAAGGUAAACGAUUUUGUCUUGACAAUCUUUCCGGGGAUGGAAAAGGAGUAUUUGAGCUCUGACACAACAUGUCAAGCUGAUGAGAAUGAAGAUGUAAAACAAGAGUGGUUCACAUCAGAGUUUCUAAAUGACAUCAAAUGUUCGGGACUACUCAAUCACAAGUUGACUUUGAAGCCAGGAGUCGCUGUAAUGCUACUGCGAAACAUAGACCAGACUUCAGGUUUAUGCAACGGGACAAGAUUAAUAGUUAACAAACUUGGCAGCAACGUAAUUGGAGCGACGGUAGUGAGCGGUAGAAAUAUUGGAGAUAAAGUGUACAUUCCAAGAAUGAACUUGAUCCCUUCAGAUUCAGGAUUGCCAUUUAAGUUCCAACGGAGACAAUUUUCAUUAACAGUAUGCUUUGCAAUGACCAUUAACAUGAGUCAGGAUCAAUCAUUAUCACAUGUACGGCUUUAUUUGCCAAAAUCAAUGUUCAUCUAUGGACAACUUUAUGUUGCUUUGUCAAGAGUUAAGAGUCGCAGUGGUCUCAGGUUCAAGAACAACCAACAACAACAUUGA
Arachis duranensis is the source of this 1062-nucleotide messenger RNA. RefSeq lists its product as uncharacterized. Bases 1 to 1062 code for a protein of 353 amino acids. The record is from RefSeq and is a predicted model, not a curated record. The transcript is spliced from 6 exons. Lineage: Eukaryota; Viridiplantae; Streptophyta; Magnoliopsida; Fabales; Fabaceae.